Molecule: messenger RNA, 3627 nt
Organism: Cyclocybe aegerita
Lineage: Eukaryota; Fungi; Basidiomycota; Agaricomycetes; Agaricales; Hemipholiotaceae
Source: the annotation of a GenBank genome assembly
UGAGCACACGCGCGAGGACAAGAUCUGCUGCAGGUAACUCCACGUCGGCGGUGGCGGCGGUUGCGAGCAUGAAGAGCCGGGCUCGCCCACUGGGAAACACGAGGGUGCAGCAGGGUGGGGAUGCGAUGGACAUAGACUCCUCGGUGGACGGUAAGGAGAACGCUCACGCCCGCACAAACACAAAUGCAAACGCGAGAGGCAAGAACGCAAACACAAGCAAGAAGGGCCAGCAAGGAAAGGCGCGCAAGACUAAAGAGAGCUUGAAGUCGAUUAACUGUACAUGCACCAAGGGCGAUGACGGCUCGCCGAUGAUUUACUGUGGCGAGUGUAGGAUAUGGUAUCAUUUCACGUGUGUGGAUAUGAGCGAGCCGGAGGCGGAGGAGAUUAGUGUGUAUAUAUGUCCUACUUGUACAGAGGCAACAGGCCGUCGUUCAGCUAGGUAUUGGGAAGGCGAACAGGCAGUGGAAGAGUGCACAGAUGACGAAAGUACCGUUAUCGAACGCAGAAAGAAGGCCUUGAAAAGCCGAACACGAACCCCAGCCGCAACACAAGAAACCAAAUAUGUGGACUUGGACGAAUCGGAAGGCGAACCAAGCAGCGAGGAUGAAUACGUUGACGAUAAGGAAGUGCAGGAGGAGAAAACUAGGCCCUCUGAGAAGGAGCGAGCGUCUCGCCUGCGCCGCCUGUCAUCGGGAUCGGAGUCUGCUGACGCUUCCGAAGACACCGGAACACACCACCGAAGGAGACGCCUGAGCCGCGUUAAAGCCUCGCAGACCCCACCACCCCCGGCUCCCCAGCAUGGCCACCAUCUGAAGCGGAAGGCGACACUCACGAACGUGGCUCACGGAUCGACGACGCCUCCGCCCCCGAAGAGGAAGAAGUCAGGCGACGCGGCUGCCGAGGACCCGGCGAGGAAGUACUGCCUAGGCAAGUUCGAGGAGAUGUUCCGGGAGGUCUACCUCCGCUACCCUCACGUCCGUGUCAGUGGUGGAGGUGGAGGUGGCACUGGCGCGGAUGAGGGCGAUGGAAAUGGGAUGAAGCCAGAAGACGGACAUGAAGAGGUGGGAGAAGGUGGAGCUGGAUUGAAGGGGAAGGGAAGGAUCGUGAAGAAGAAACUGGAAGAACUGAGUGAAGAGGAACGGGAAGCGCUGAUCGAGGAGUCGCGCCAGUUCGCGCGCGAGUUGGAGAAGUGCGUCUUCGAGAUAUAUGCGGAGCCGGAUAAGAGUGGCCAGCCCCAUGCUGGAGCGAAGUACAAGGACCGCUUCCGGAUGGUGCAGUUUAACCUUAGCAAAGUUGACCGUGUCGUAAUUCACCAGCGCAUUACGAGUGGAAAUAUUUCAGCUAAGGAGAUAUCGCUCAUGUCGUCGACUGACCUAGCGAACGAGGAGACGCAGCAGUCAAUCAAGGAGGCUGAGAAAGAGGCCCUGCGGCACUCGAUCCUGGAGAAACCGAUGGUCCCGCGUGCGAAGAUCACGCAUAAGGGAUUGCAGGAUAUCGAGGAGGUGAACGGGGAUGUCGUGAGUGCGCAGGAGCUUGAACGCCAGAAGGAGCGCGAGCUGGAGGAGGAGGAGCGCCGCGAAAGAGAGCGCCUCCAGCGCGUGCGGACGACGGCGACGCAGCAUCAGAGGCAGCGCACUGCGUCGAUGUCUGUCCCGCCAGAGUCGCCCACAGUCCCGCAGCACAGUCCCACAGAGCAGAUACACCACCACCAAGCGUGGGGCGCGCCACCCGCCGUGCCGUUGCACACCAUGGGCGCCCCUGACGAUGCAAAUGCCUCGCUGCGACCGCCGUUGUUUUUGCAUUCGUCUUCUGAUACGAUGAACGUGACGGAGCCCGAGCUGAACCUCGCCGACUUGAUCAACAUCGAUGACGAGCAGGACACGCCUGCAAGCGCGACCGGGGUAUCUGCGAAUGAGGACCAGCAGCAGGGCGUCUUCUCUCCGACGAGCGCGUCACUCGCGUCGCCUGUUGCCGCUACUCCUACUGGCAUAUCGCCGUUCGCCCAGCGACAAGAGAGGCCGCGGGCGCCUUCGUUCGACUUGAAUGCGCUCUGGAACGCACCGAAGGAAGUGCCUCCGCCGACAAAUGAAGAGUCAAACCCCGAGACUGCCUCCGACGCAACUGACACCGCUGUAUUUACUGCCACCCCUCUGGACCAACCGCGCUCAGAGGACGGCGACGACAAGGAUGAUGCGAUGGAAUUGGAGUCCGUUGAGGCAAACGAUCAAGAUUUUGACAUGUUCCUGGAUGAGAAACCGCAUGAGCCGACUCUCAUCGUUUCAAAUAUCCAAAGGCCCGUUGAGAGUUUGCCUCAAGUUUGGAGUGGAAAGGUAACCAUGCCACUUGAUUCGAGCGUUCCUCAAGAAACGACUCUCAUAGCCCGUCAAGUAGGAGGGAAACCGCUGGCGCCUGAUUCGGUCCUCUGGAGUACACUGUUCCCUUCGGAUGUUUUGAGGAUUGAAGGACGCGUUCCUGUGGAGAACUCCGUCAAAUACCUUUUACAAAUGCGCAUGAAUCCCACGAAGGAGCUGUAUGCUGCUGCCUUCGUUCCAGCUUCUUUCGAGGGCGAAGCGGAUUUCAAGGUGUUUUGCAAUUUCUUGAUUUCGAAGAGGCGACAUGGCUUGGUAUUCCCGUGGGGUAGCAGGCCUAAGGAAUACCACCCUGGACGUGAAUUGUACAUGAUACCACUACUUCAGACAGAAGCACUGCCUGAGUUCGUUGAACUUCUUGAUGACCUCAAGCUACCGAAAGCUCGCUCCAGAGACUUCCUCGUUGGUAUCUGGAUUCUGAACAAAGGCAAAUUGGCCCCUCUCCCUGGAAAUGUGCAGACUACGCCGCCGGUACAGACACCUACCCCAACUCAGUCAACUCCUUCGCAGCCUCCCGCUUCUGCCCUGAAUAUUCCCAUCUUUAGUCCACCGCCGGUCCCGGUACCCCCACUUAGCGCUACCCCGAAUGUGCCACCUCCGAUUCCAAACUUGCCCAUUGCACCCUCAACGCUUGCUGCUGAGGUCGCGUCUCUGACACCGGAACAAAUUCAGAGUGUACUUCGUACUCUCGCUGCAACAAAUCUUCCAGGCUUGGCACCGCCAGCUCCAGCUCCAGCGCCACCACCUCAAUCGUUCCCACCUAUUCCGCCACCUCUCAAUCGACCGCCUUUCCCACCACACAUGCCCCCACAGACAACGGCACCACCCCCGCCUAACUCCCAACCUUGGAUGCCUCCUCCUGGGCCGUAUCCCAUAAGCUUCCCUCCACCCAACGUUCCUUUCCAACAACCAUCCAUGCCCCCUCAGACAACACACCAUUCAUCCGUGCCUCCCUCAAAUGGAGCCUAUGACCGGAAGGACUUUGAUAUGCGAGACUACGACAGGCAAGACUAUAGUAGGCAAGAUUAUGACCGCGAUUAUCGACCUGGCCCACCGUACCAGCAAGGGCGGGACGACCAUUACGGUGGUCAGCGAAAUAACCGAGGGCGUGGGCAGAAUAGUAACAGAGGAAAUAAGAACAGGAAUAGAGGUGGUCGUAACGAUCAAGGUCAUGACCGAGACUUCCAUCCCCGUAGGUCAGCUGAUUCUGGAUGGCCGCGUCGUCCUAGGAAUGACCAAGGAGGUCCUGGUUGGUGAA